UUUGUGUGUCCUAAAUUUGUCAAUACCUACCUCCACUCUUCCUCAUCAAAGUCAAUUUAGCUGGUAUUGUCAUUAAUUCCACCACCCUCUCAACUCAGUCCUACUUCAUUUCCCAACAUUGAUCCAAUCUGUCUUCUGUCAGGCUUCAGAAUUACUAAGCCUGUGCCAGUUAACUAAAACAUAAGAGAACUGCAACGGGGAAAAUGCUUGUUUUCUCUGUAAUUGAGUGGGUGAGCUCUCAUCUGACCUUGUGGGAUGUUGCAAUUGCAUUGUUGGGGCUAUUCAUUUUCAGUUGUAUACAUGAGAGUCUCACAAAUAAGGGUCCAAUGCUGUGGCCAGUGCUUGGAGUCAUACCAUCAGUCUUCCUUCACAUGAAUGACAUACAUGAUUGGGCCACCAGAGCUUUGAUAAAUGCUGGGGGAACAUUCCCCUACAGGGGAAUGUGGAUGGGAGGAUCUCAUGGAAUCAUCACAGUUGAUCCUUCUAAGAUUGAAUACAUGCUUAAAACAAAUUUUAAGAACUUCCCUAAGGGGAAGUACUAUAGAGAGAGAUUUUGCGACCUGCUAGGAGGUGGAAUUUUUAACUCUGAUGAUGAAUCAUGGAAGGAGCAGAGGCAGCUUGCAAAGCUGGAGAUGCAUUCGAGCCGGUUUAUAGAGCACUCCAUUCAAAGCAUGCAAGAUAUAGUGCACCAGAAACUGAUGAAUUUAUUGGAAAAGCUGGCAAAUUCAGGGCAUUGUUUCGAUCUACAAGAAGUGUUUCUUCGGCUUACAUUCGAUAACAUUUGCACUGCUGCUCUCGGCAUUGAUCCUGGAUGCUUGGCCCUUGAUUUACCGGAAGUUCCCUUUGCAAAAGCAUUUGAAGUCGCCACGGAACUCACCCUGUUAAGAUUCCUGAUGCCGCCUUUUGUAUGGAAGCCCCUGAAGUUCUUCAGACUCGGAAAUGAGAAACGGCUCAAGGAAGCAAUAGAAGUUGUACAUGAUUUUGCAGAUAAGACAGUGAGAGAUCGCAGGAAGAAGCUAGACAAUCUUGGAAACUUAAACGAUCAUUCUGAUCUCUUGUCGAGGCUUAUGGAGAAAGAGAUCGAUAAACAAGGCAAAAACAGACGAUAUCCAGGAAAGUUCUUAAGAGAUUUCUGCGUAAGUUUCAUCUUAGCUGGGCGAGACACAACUUCUGUUGCAUUAGCCUGGUUUUUCUGGCUAGUACACAAAAAUCCUGAGGUAGAAAGCAAAAUCCUGGGUGAAAUCUAUGAAAUUUUAAGUCAUCCUGAGCGAAGAACAGAAGACGAUGUCAUAGUUCUCACAAUAGAGGAAUUGAAAAAGAUGGUGUAUCUUGAAGCAGCAUUAUCUGAGUCCCUGAGGCUCUACCCAUCUGUGCCAAUUGAAAUGAAGCAAGUUCUAGAAGACGAUGUGUUUCCUGAUGGUACCAGGGUUAAAAAGGGUGCUCGAGUUCUUCACUGCAUCUUCUCAAUGGCUCGUAUUGACUCCAUAUGGGGUAAAGAUUGCUUAGAGUUCAAGCCAGAGAGGUGGAUCAAAGAUGGGAAGUUUGUAAGCGCAAAUCAGUUCAAGUACGCUGUGUUUAACGCUGGUCCGAGGCUUUGUGUGGGGAAGAAAUUUGCUUACACGCAGAUGAAAAUGGUGGCUGCUUCAGUCCUGUUAAGGUAUUCAGUUAAGGCAGUCGAAGGUCACAGUGUUGUACCAAAGCUGACAACCACACUCUACAUGAAAAAUGGUUUAAUGGUGACUCUUAAGCCUAGCCAAAGCUCUAAACAUCAAUGCCAGGCUUCCCAUCUUCGACUUCUCCGUAAUCUCUUUAAUAUCCAUUUUCUCUUCCAAUUUCUGCCUUUCCAUUCUCAUACAAGAGCCACUUCAGAGCGUAUUGUCUGUGAUAAGAAUUGCUUGCAAAUUCAUUAUAUAGCACCAAACAAUUAUUGCUGUGGAGCAGGAACUGCCACUGAUACAGAGGCAGUGACUGACAUGGUCAGCUCCCAGCUGCAGCUACAUCGGUGUCAUACUGGAUGAGAAUCAAGGAUUGUAACAGCGUUGACUCUUUUAAAAUCUCAUAUUUUCCACUAUCAAGGAUAUAUUCAAGCUGCUUUGGUGCAUGGUGGAGUGGAUGUGACUGGGCCACAUCUGCAUACAAUGAAUCUAUCCUCAUGGAUCUACGGAUACUCUGCCAUUGGCAACAAUGGGUUCUGGUUCACUAGCUGCUAUGACUGUUUUUGAGUCAAAUUACCGUGAAGGACUAACUGGAAGUUCUUGUGCCAUUUAGCAUCAUGUAGUGGUGAAUUUCAUUUCAAUUUAUAAAAUAUGCUCUGGAUAUGAUCAAUAAGAAAUCUGCUUGAUUUUGCUAAGUAAAAAAGUAUGUUUUUCAAAACUGCUUUUUUGGAGGGCUGUAGAAAGUAGCUCUUAGUCUUUAAUCAAGAUAUUUGGAAUGUCUUCCUUUUGAUGCAUUAAUAUGUAAUGAUUUAUUUAUGCAGAAAGAAGAAGGAUUUAAUUUGGUAUGCAAGGCUAUUUGUGCUGGCGUUUUCAAUGAUUUGGGCAGUGGGAGCAAUAUUGAUGUUUGUGUUAUAACAAAGGUUUGUUGUCUUGCCUGCAUUCAGGGACACAAGGAAUACCUAAGAAACUAUCAAGUCCCAAAUCAUUAUGCAGAUAACAGCUCAAAAUUUUUUACAUUCCCUAAGAAGAUUGAGGUUCUAUUCACCGAAAUCACCUCAUUAAAGGAUCAAGUUGAAGUUGUUGA
Messenger RNA from Theobroma umbraticum, 2739 nucleotides. The record is from RefSeq and is a predicted model, not a curated record. NCBI's taxonomy places the organism in Eukaryota, Viridiplantae, Streptophyta, Magnoliopsida, Malvales, Malvaceae.